Messenger RNA from Gigantopelta aegis, 1261 nucleotides. RefSeq lists its product as uncharacterized. The record is from RefSeq and is a predicted model, not a curated record. The transcript has 4 exons. Lineage: Eukaryota; Metazoa; Mollusca; Gastropoda; Neomphalida; Peltospiridae. Bases 1 to 1092 code for a protein of 363 amino acids.
AUGCAUCUCUGUUUCAUCGCUCUGCUCUCUGCUACUCUGUUCCUGCACUACCUUGGGAGUGUCGCAGACUUCUCAGCGAGGGCCACCACGUACCUACAGACCUGCAGGCACGACAACGACAACUACGUGUCGCAGACGGCCGAAUCGUCGCUUCUCGUCUGCUCGCGCAACUGUGCCGAUGAUGACAGCUGUGUGGGGUUUAGUACAUGUCCGUCUGGUGACGUAGGAGUCCUAUGCCAGCUCUUUGACAACGCCUCUAACGGAACCUGCGCUGGAGCAAGUCCCGGAUGUACUUACAUGGAAGAAGAGGGUGCGGUAUACAACCCUUGUCAGAAUGGCGGGUCAAACCAGGGGUCACCGGAAACGCCCAGCUGUGACUGCCCCGUAGGCUGGACUGGGAAAUGCUGUGAUCGUUACUAUCGAGAUUGUUUUGAGGCCAGUUCACUUGGCGGUUUUAUCACCGGCUGGAUGACUGUUCAACCUUUGAACUAUCCAGAUCCCUUCGAUAUUUACUGCAACUACGGCUCGACGUUCUUCCUUCGCAGGGGUCGCAAUAUACCUUCAACAUGUCCGCCUCCAUUUAACCCCAAUGGCAGCAUAGAGUAUUUCAAGCAAACCCACGGCAACCCGGGGGACAGUUGUGAUUACUUCCUUGGGCUGGACAAGCUGUCGGCCAUUCUGCUUCAAGGUGAUUACAUCAUGACCACUUUCCUACAGUACCACUUCCCUAACAUGACGGCUCCUGUUUCUUUACACGCAAAGUACGAGCAUUUCACAGUCCAGAAUGAAUCUUCUGGCUUUGUCAUGGACCACGGUCCUUAUAAAAACAUCGCAAAUUUGCCUCUAAAUCCCGAUAAUCGCAAAGGGAAGCAACUGUUCCUGAACGACCGACCUCGACGCUUCUGUACAACGGAUGACAUGAACUGCGCCUGCGCACAGACAAGAGACGCCUCCUGGUGGUACGGAAAUGACUGCCAAUUGGAGUUUCCGUUGACGGCGUCGCCCCGAAAGAAUUUGAAAAUCCCAAUAGAUGAGAUCCUUACGGACCUCUCAUUGGCUGUGAUGACGUUUUAUCCAAAUUAUUACUACUAGUGAGGUUAUGACGAAUAACCUCACAACACUCAUGAAAUAUUAAUUCACGAUGUUAAGAUGGAUAACCUUAUAACUACGUACUCGUGAAAUGUUAAUUAUUAUUUAGUCGUGGUUGCGACAAAUAUUACAUUUUAUUUUAGAAUACCAUAAUAAAGGAGAUCUCAUGGAA